AGCCCGGAGGGAGUGGGGGCUUACGGAACAGGGGAGCAUCCCGGCGUCCCAGUCUCGGUCUUAGACGGCGUGGCCCGCGGGUCAUGGCCAAAGGAGAGGGCGCCGAGAGCAGCUCCGCGGCUGGACUGCUGCCCACCGGCAUCCUCCAAGCCGGCGAACGCCCGGCGCAGGUGAAGAAGGAACCAAAAAAGAAACAGCAGCUGUCCAUCUGCAAUAAGCUCUGCUAUGCUGCUGGAGGGGCUCCCUACCAGGUGACAGGCUGUGCCCUGGGGUUCUUCCUGCAAAUCUACCUGUUGGACGUGGCUCUGGUGAACCCUUUGAAUGCGUCCAUCAUCCUCUUUGUGGGCCGAGCCUGGGAUGCUGUCACUGACCCUCUGGUGGGCUUCUGCAUCAGCAAGUCCCCCUGGACCCAACUGGGUCGCCUCAUGCCCUGGAUCAUCUUCUCCACACCCCUGGCCGUCAUCGCCUACUUCCUCAUCUGGUUCGUGCCUGACUUCUCACAGGGCCAGACCCUUUGGUACCUGAUUUUCUAUUGCCUCUUUGAGACACUGGUCACGUGUUUCCACGUUCCCUACUCAGCGCUCACCAUGUUCAUCAGCACGGAGCAGAGCGAGCGGGACUCUGCCACUGCCUAUCGGAUGACCGUGGAGGUGCUGGGCACAGUGCUAGGCACAGCGAUCCAGGGACAAAUUGUGGGCCAAGCAAAUGCUCCUUGUCUCCAGGACCCUAAUGAGUCUUCACUGGUCCCAGAAAGUGCCAAUCGGACACACAGCACCACCUCACUGAAACAAAUGCAAAAUGCAUACUUGCUGGCAGCUGGAGUCAUCGCCUCUAUCUAUGUCAUCUGUGCCAUCAUCCUGACUCUGGGCGUACGGGAGCAGAGAGAACCAUAUGAGGCCCAGAAGACUGAACAAAUAUCCUUCCUCCGGGGCCUCCGGCUGGUCCUGAGCCAUGGUCCCUACGUCAAACUCAUUGCUGGCUUCCUUUUUACCUCCCUGGCUUUUAUGCUGGUAGAGGGAAACUUUGCCUUGUUUUGCACCUACACCUUGGGCUUCCGUAAUGAGUUCCAGAAUCUACUCUUGGCCAUCAUGCUCUCGGCCACAUUCAGCAUUCCCAUCUGGCAGUGGUUCCUCACCCGGUUUGGCAAGAAGACAGCUGUGUAUAUCGGGAUCUCAUCAGCAGUGCCAUUUCUCAUCUUGGUGGCCCUCAUGGAGAGUAACCUAAUUGUCACCUAUGUGGUGGCCAUAGCAGCCGGCGUCAGUGUAGCAGCUGCCUUCUUGUUACCUUGGUCCAUGCUGCCUGAUGUCAUCGACGACUUCCAUCUGAAGCAUCCCAACUGCCACGACACUGAGCCCAUCUUCUUUUCCUUCUAUGUGUUCUUCACCAAGUUUGCCUCCGGCGUCUCGCUGGGUAUCUCCACCCUCAAUCUAGACUUUGCCGGGUACCAGGCGCGGGGCUGCUCCCAGCCAUCACAGGUCAAGUUUACCCUGAAGAUGCUGGUGACCAUGGCUCCCAUCAUCCUCAUCCUCCUGGGCCUCCUCCUCUUCAAGCUGUACCCCAUCAAUGAGGAGAAGCGGCGUCAGAAUAAGAAGGCCCUUCAGGCUCUGCGGGAUGAAGCCAGCAGCUCAGCUUGCUCUGACACAGACUCCACAGAGCUGGCCAGCAUCCUUUAGGACCUGUGUGACCCAUGAUGCCACCACACACAAGGCCUGGGUCAUCUGGCCACAUGCGGGACCAGAACCUGUUUGCCCACUCAUGGAACAGCUGUUCUUCAGGUGCCAGCUAGAACAGGGACCAAGCACUGGAAGGCAAACAGCCCAAGACAUCUGUGUCUGCGUAGAGCUGGCCAUGCGCCAUACUGCCACCCUUCUGCCCACCCACAGGACCAAGCCCUGGGGCUGCUACUGUGAAUAUGCCGAGGACUGAGCGGGCGAAGCCCCGAACACUAAUGUAGAAACAUUUUAUACAGAGACUAAUUAAUAACUUAAUGACUAUGUACAUAGUGAGGUGUGUAUGUAUAUUUCUGUGAACUAUUAAUGUUAUUAAUUUUCAUAAAAGCUGGAAAACAGA
Perognathus longimembris pacificus (Pacific pocket mouse) is the source of this 2070-nucleotide messenger RNA. RefSeq names its product major facilitator superfamily domain containing 2A (gene Mfsd2a). The record is from RefSeq and is a predicted model, not a curated record. Gene Ontology annotation, biological process: carbohydrate transport. Gene Ontology annotation, cellular component: membrane. Gene Ontology annotation, molecular function: lysophospholipid:sodium symporter activity. The transcript has 14 exons. The coding region runs from base 84 to 1673 and encodes 529 amino acids. Lineage: Eukaryota; Metazoa; Chordata; Mammalia; Rodentia; Heteromyidae.